This is a messenger RNA of Jaminaea rosea, 996 nucleotides long. RefSeq names its product putative serine/threonine protein phosphatase PP1. The transcript is spliced from 4 exons. Lineage: Eukaryota; Fungi; Basidiomycota; Exobasidiomycetes; Microstromatales. The coding region runs from base 1 to 996 and encodes 331 amino acids. Gene Ontology annotation, cellular component: nucleus; cytoplasm. The record is from RefSeq and is a predicted model, not a curated record. Gene Ontology annotation, molecular function: protein serine/threonine phosphatase activity.
AUGGCAGACCAACAUACACCCGAGGUGGACCUCGACAAUGUCAUUGACCGUCUUCUUGAAGUUCGCGGCUCGAGACCGGGCAAGCCAGUGCACCUCGAAGAGUACGAGAUCAAGUACCUCUGCCUCAAAGCGCGCGACAUCUUCAUCAACCAACCCAUCCUUCUCGAGCUCGAGGCACCCAUCAAGAUUUGCGGCGACAUUCACGGGCAGUACUACGAUCUGCUGCGCUUGUUCGAGUACGGUGGUUUCCCUCCAGAGGCGAAUUAUCUGUUCCUGGGAGACUACGUUGACAGAGGAAAGCAGUCACUAGAGACUAUUUGCCUCCUCCUCGCGUACAAGAUCAAGUACCCCGAAAACUUCUUCAUCCUCCGCGGCAACCACGAGUGCGCGUCCAUCAACCGCAUCUACGGCUUCUACGACGAGUGCAAGCGCAGAUUCAACAUCAAGCUGUGGAAAACGUUCACAGACUGCUUUAACUGCCUGCCCAUCGCAGCCAUCAUCGACGAGAAGAUCUUCACGAUGCACGGAGGAUUGAGUCCGGAUUUGCAGAGCAUGGAGCAGAUUAGGAGGGUAAUGAGGCCGACGGAUGUGCCGGAUACUGGCCUGCUCUGCGACCUCCUCUGGUCAGACCCGGACAAGGACAUCUCCGGAUGGUCCGAAAACGACCGCGGCGUCUCCUUCACCUUUGGCCCGGACGUCGUUUCCCGCUUCCUCCAGAAACACGACAUGGACCUCAUCUGCCGCGCACACCAAGUCGUAGAAGACGGCUACGAGUUCUUUGCAAAGCGACAGCUCGUCACCCUUUUCUCUGCGCCGAAUUACUGCGGAGAGUUCGACAAUGCCGGAGCGAUGAUGAGCGUGGAUGAUAGCUUGCUGUGCAGCUUCCAGAUCUUGAAGCCGGCGGAGAAGAAGAACAAGUACGUGUAUGGGGGCAUGAAUAGUGGGAGACCGGUGACGCCGCCGAGGAAGCAAAAGAAGGGGAAGGAGGGCAAGUAA